Diaporthe citri is the source of this 705-nucleotide messenger RNA. RefSeq lists its product as uncharacterized. The transcript is spliced from 3 exons. The record is from RefSeq and is a predicted model, not a curated record. Lineage: Eukaryota; Fungi; Ascomycota; Sordariomycetes; Diaporthales; Diaporthaceae. Bases 1 to 705 code for a protein of 234 amino acids.
AUGAAGCUCGUCAUCGGAGGGUCCAGUGGCUUUGUUGGCGCGGAGCUCGUCCGCCAAGCUCUGUCAAAUCCAGCCAUCACCUCCGUCGUUGGUCUCAGUCGCCGCGAGACCCCUGUGCCGUCCUCGGACGCCAACGCCGCCAAGCUCAAAUCCAUCGUCGUCGACGACUUCGAGAAGUAUUCUGACAGCGUCAAAAAGGAGCUCGAAGAUGUGGAUGCAUUCAUCUGGACAAUUGCUGUGACGCCCACGAAGUUGAAGACCCUGCCCUGGGAGGAGACGGUCAAGAUCUCAAAGGACUUCGCCAUCACUGCCAUCCAGACCGUGGCGAGCCUCCCCCGCAAGCAGGACCAACCUCUUCGCUUCAUCUACAUGAGCGGCCACUUUGCCCCCCGCGAGCGGACCGAACAGGUCAAGGUUCUAGGCGACCAUGGCAUGAUGGAAUACGGCUAUGUGCGCGGCGAGGCCGAAUCCCGCAUCCUAGCGUUCUCCGAUGAGUCCAGGGGUCUGGUCCAGUCGUGCGUCACCAAGUCCGGCUUCAUCAACGCCCCGGGAAGGGUGGCGCCCAACGUCCCCGGCCUACCCCUGGUCGAGCUGCGGGACAUUGCGGCGGCCAUGCUGGACCAGGUCGUCAACGGGUUUGAGAAGGAUACCCUCUCCAAUGAUGAUCUGGUUCGGAUUGGGAAGAAGGCCCUGGGUGAACAGUAG